Molecule: messenger RNA, 3093 nt
Organism: Propithecus coquereli (Coquerel's sifaka)
Lineage: Eukaryota; Metazoa; Chordata; Mammalia; Primates; Indriidae
Gene: VWA3A
Product: von Willebrand factor A domain containing 3A
Exons: 28
Coding region: 1-3093 (1030 amino acids)
Source: RefSeq, a predicted model, not a curated record
AUGAAGCUGACCGUGGGUGAUGAGUCUUUCUGGUGUUUUGACAGAGCUAUUGAACUCUAUCAACAGAGACUUCAGUGGCUCACAGAAAACAGCAAGAAGAGGCUGCAGGGGAACGAGCCCCAGUUUUCAGCAUGGGGGGACUCUGAAGAUUGGCUUUCCACUCACAGUUUAAAGUUUGAGAAACUCAGCUUGGCUGACCUGAUAAGUCAGGGCACCGCAGUGGAAGAAGACACCAGUGUCCUGCAGAAAAUGCAUUUCUCCACCCAGAUCAUCCACCACUUUGAAUCGAAGCUUUCUGAGAAGGCCGUGGGCGAGUGGCCUCACCUCUCUGGGUCUGUGUCUGAGGAGGACAAACGCAGGGGUUAUAAACCAGUGCUCUACGCCAGCCGGGACGUGGACGAGCUCCUGGCAGAAACCCAGAGGGCCCGGAGCGUCCUCAGCCACGUGCAAGCCCUGCAUCCCAGCAGCCCCUGUGAGGAGCUCACCUGCAUGAUGAGGGAGGAACUCAAGCUCUGGGUAAAGACAUUGCAACCUGACAGAGGCAGCAAUUUGCUGCAAGCCCUGAAGAAAAUCUUCACCGUAGAGGGGCUGAAUUCCCUGGUGGCCAUAAUGGGACGCUGCCCAGAUCAGCCUUGUGAAAUCCUAUCUGACUACAUCCAGCAGUCCAGCAUGGGAAGGGACCUCAUCACCCACAUCAUCACCUACAAAUGUGGUGAUCAGGUGCCCCCUGCUGUCCUGAAGAACCUUGUGGAAGCUGUUGGGGGCUACUACCAUUGCUACAGCCCGGGAACGGAGGCAUUUGGCCUCAUCAGGGGGACCAGAGUCGGGGUCCUCAUAGAUGUGUCAGUGAUCAGCAGUGGCCCUCAGAAAGAAGAGUUCCAAAGUGACCUCAUGAAGGCAAUGGUGCAAUUUGAAUGGCACGAUGGGACGGUGAAGAAUAUUCACGUGGACCUGCCCUUCCUCUGUGAGUACCAGAAACAGCUCAGCAGAGCUAUGCGGAUGUACGAGAGGCGGAUCGAGUGGCUCUCUCUGGCCAGCAGGAGAAUCUGGGGCACUGUCUGUGAAAAAAGGGUGGUUAUACUGCUCGAUAUCUCCGUGACCAAUUCCAUGUACAUUAUUCAUAUCCAACACUCCCUGCGACUGCUGCUGGAGGAGCAGCUGUCCAACAAGGACUGCCUCAACCUCAUCGCGUUUGGAAGCACAAUCGAAAGCUGGAGGCCUGAGAUGGUUCCCGUGAGCCACGACAAUUUACAGAGCGCCUGGCGGUGGGCCCUGAACCUGCGGUGUCGCGGCAGCAGGAAUGUCCUUGGUGCCCUGCGGAAGGCUGUGGAAGUGGACUUCAAGGACAAAGACAAACACCAAUCACAGGGCAUCUAUCUCUUCACCGGGGGCAUCCCCGACCAGGACAUGCCCAUGCUCAGCUCCUACGUGGCCGAGGCCUGUGGAGGCUGCGACCUCCAGCUGAACGUGUGUCUCUUCUAUGUGGGCGAGCCACAGAUGGACACCACGCCUCCUGCCUGCUAUGCCAGCUGCAAUGACACGGCCACUGCCUACAGGGAGGUCACCCGGGCUGCUGGUGGCCACUUCCACUGGUUUGGAGAAACAGGCAUUUAUGAGAGCGAUGACAUCAACGCCAUCGUGUCCGAGAUGGAGAAGGCUCUCAACUACUCCCAAAAGUGUGCCUUACUGGUAGCCUCCCUGAAGAAUCACUCAGGAAAAGAAAAGGAAAGUGCAGACCUCCAGAAAGAAAAGCCAAAGAUGCUCCAGCAGAGACGUCAGCCCAAGAAACUCUGUUCUCCCAAGUCCACGGCCCCCUCGGUGGCCAGAAUGAACGUCAAAGAUGACCCAGACAGAGAGAAGAGCCCCCCCUUGAAGGCUCUGAAAUGGCGUCCCCUCAGUGGCAGAGCAGACACCUCGCCAGCUGCAGCCCAGCCAGUGAAAGAUGUCACAACAGAACGGAGGAGGAAGACCAAGUCACGGGAAGCAGAGACAGCUCUCUUGCUGUUCUACACAGACACAGGGAAUAAAGUGGGCGCAGUGUACAAGAAGUACCCUCAAGGAAAGGGUGUAAGAAGGACCAAUUCCUCCAUUGAGUUGCCCAGAAAGGAUACGGUUUGCUCAAGCCAAGAGUGGGUAGCAAAUUAUGGGCUGAAAAAAUUGAAGCUGGAGAUCUCCAGAUGCCUCGGUCCCAGCUGCGCUCAUCAAAAGUCAGCACGGAGAUCAGCGUCCGCCAAGUACUGCAGUGCCUUCCCCAGCAUAGAGGUCAAUGGCGUGGUGAGACACAUUCAGUGGACGCCCAGGGACAUGGAGGUGUACGUCAGGUGCGUGGAGAAGGUGAUGAGGCGCUAUGUCCAGAGGCUGCAGUGGCUGCUGUCUGGGAGCCGCCGACUAUUUGGUGCCAUCCUGGAGAGCAAAGUGUGCGUCCUGCUGGACACAUCCGGGUCCAUGGGCCCCUACCUGCAGCAGGUGAAAACAGGGCUGGUUCUGCUGAUUUGGGAACAGCUGCGGAAGCGCUGCCACAGUUUUAACCUGCUCAGCUUUGCAGAAGGCCUUCAGCCGUGGCAGGACGCUCUGGUGGAGACCACGGAUGCAGCGUGUCACGAGGCUAUGCAAUGGGUGACCCACCUGCAAGCUCAGGGGAGCACCUCAGUCUUGCAAGCAUUGCUGAAAGCUUUCAGUUUUCACGACCUGGAAGGAUUAUACCUCCUGACCGACGGGAAGCCAGACACGAGCUGCAGCCUUGUUCUCAGUGAGGUCCAAAGACUCAGGGAGGAGAGAGACGUGAAAGUGCACACCAUUUCCUUCAACUGCUCAGACAGAGCAGCGGUUGAGUUCCUGAGAAAGCUGGCUUCGCUCACCGGGGGCCGCUACCACUGCCCUGUCGGCGAGGACACGCUCGUCACAAUCCAUGGCCUGCUGACCAAAGGCUUCAUCGAGGAAAGGGAUCCUGCACUGCCACCGUUUGAAGGAGACGAUUUAAGGAUACUGGCCCGGGAGAUCACCAAGGCCAGAAGCUUCCUCUGGCAGGCCCAGUCCUUCAGAUCCCAACUCCAGAAGAAAAACAAUGUGGAACCAAAGGCCACUCUUCUUUAG